Molecule: messenger RNA, 1752 nt
Organism: Gasterosteus aculeatus aculeatus (three-spined stickleback)
Lineage: Eukaryota; Metazoa; Chordata; Actinopteri; Perciformes; Gasterosteidae
Source: RefSeq, a predicted model, not a curated record
ACAAUUGAAGGCGCGAACGGAAACGUCCAAUUUUCCGAUAGUCCUUGAAUGCGUCUUCAGAUUGGAGAAACCUGUGGCCAACUGCCGUUAUAUUAACGGCAGUAUGGAAUAAUUUAGUGAUUGAAAACUUCUAAGGCGAAGACACAAAUUGACACAACUGCUAAAACUUGUUUUCAAACAAGGUUUUCAAACAACUAACGUUACUAAAACGUGUAGUUUUCAAACAAUAAAACAUUAGAGCCUGGUAAGUUAACGUUAAUCAGUUGAAGAAGCCAUUGCGGAUUUGGCACGAGGAACUUAACGUUGAAGCUAAAACCGUCUUGCGUCUUUAGCCAACAUUGAGUUGACGUUAAUUAUCUUAAAUGUAGUUGGUUAAUUUUAGCUUCGACUGUGUAACAAGGCUACAUCUACAAUUUGCGCAACAAUUUAUAAUGGAUAUCACGAAGUGUGUCAGCCAUCAGCAGGCCAGCCAGUUGCUGCACAACAAGUUUGUUGUGGUGCUGGGGGACUCCAUUCAGAGGUCUGUAUACAAGGACCUUGUUCUGCUCUUGCAGAAGGAAACGUUUCUCUCCACCAGGCAGCUGAAGAGCAAGGGUGAGAUGUGUUUUGAACAGGACUGCCUGGUGGAAGGUGGAUCCUUUGAAAGAAUGCAUAAUGGCACUGCGUACCGGGAGGUUCGCCAGUUCCGGUCCGCCCACCAUUUAGUCAGAUUCUACUUUGUCACGCGUGUUUACUCUUCGUACAUGCAAAGCUUCUUUGAGGACUUGCACAAUGGCUUGAAGCCUGAUGUAAUCAUCUUCAACUCCUGUGUUUGGGAUAUUUCCAGAUACAACUCCAGUUGGCUUGAAAACUACAAGGAAAACUUACACACAUUCUUUGCUGAGCUGAAAAGGAAUGUGCCUCAGGAAACACUGGUCAUAUGGAAUCUCACCAUGCCCUUAGGAAAGCGUAUUCAAGGAGGCUUCCUGGUGCCAGAGAUUGAGCACAAGGCUUCUCACCUGCGAUACGAUGUGAUUGAAGCUAACUUCUACAGCGGUACUCUGGCUGAUGCCUAUGGGAUGGAUGUGGUGGACCUCCACUUCCAGUUCCGCUUUUCCCUGCAACAUCGCACCAGCGACGGGGUCCACUGGAAUGCCAUUGCCCACCGCAAGAUAACCUCUCUGUUGUUGGAGCACUCUGCACAGGCCUGGGGUGUUGCUAUGCCACUGGCUGCUGUGGAGAACACUGAGGUUGCUGCACAGUGGCCAACCAAUGAAAAUUCCACACUUACAGAGCGACACCCAUUAAGGAGAAAUUACAGCUACGGGGGGGAGUUUUCCAACGACUGCUGGCCUUCUGAUUUCCUAACCAACCCGCAGCCAAAUUACCUACCACAACCCCCCCUCGGAAAUGGGUUCGACUACAGGCCACCUAACAGGCACCAUCAACAGAACGUGAUGAGGAGGCAACGUGUCAAACUCCACUAUGUUCCGUACGCUCACCCGAGAUAUCGUCAUUAGGCCGUCCCGAGGCAGCGAGUUUUUACAAGGAGAUGGUAGAGUUCUACGCAAUUUUUUUUUUUUUUUUUUUUUUUAGCGCAAUAGGGAGGAAGGGUUAAUCCUCCAAUACUGAUUUUACUUAUUGCAGAAAAUUAUCUUCUGGUUAUUUUUAUUCUAUUGUAAUUUGCUAGUUUUUUAAUAGGAUACGUUCUGAUUCCAAAUGUUUGAUUUUGAAUUCUGCACUUGAAUUAAAAAGUUGAUGCUAUAAAUUUGA